Molecule: messenger RNA, 616 nt
Organism: Brassica oleracea var. oleracea
Lineage: Eukaryota; Viridiplantae; Streptophyta; Magnoliopsida; Brassicales; Brassicaceae
Product: 60S ribosomal protein L36-2-like
Exons: 4
Coding region: 94-432 (112 amino acids)
Biological process (GO): cytoplasmic translation
Cellular component (GO): ribosome; cytosolic large ribosomal subunit
Molecular function (GO): structural constituent of ribosome
Source: RefSeq, a predicted model, not a curated record
GGGUUUUCCGUUUGUAUAUAAAAAAGACUUUUUAUCUGAAGUGAUCGUUGUUUUUGCAGCGGCUGGAGGUCGAUCUGAGAAGAAGAGAAAACAAUGGCUGCACCACAAGUGAAGACUGGUUUGUUCGUUGGUCUGAACAAAGGACACGUCGUCACCAGACGCGAGUUGGCUCCUCGUCCUAACUCUCGCAAAGGGAAAACGAGCAAGAGGACGUUGUUCAUCAGGUCACUGAUCAGAGAAGUUGCUGGAUUUGCUCCCUACGAGAAGAGAAUCACUGAGCUUCUCAAGGUUGGUAAAGACAAGAGGGCCCUUAAGGUUGCUAAGAGGAAGUUGGGUACCCACAAGAGAGCCAAGAGGAAGAGAGAGGAGAUGUCUAGUGUUCUCCGCAAGAUGAGGUCUGGUGGAGGUGCUACUACUGAGAAGAAGAAGUAAACACUUUAUUCUUCUGUGUUAUGUGAGCUUUGUUAUGUUUGGAACUCAAAGUUUUGGUUCGCUCUUGCAAAUCAGCUUUAUGCUCUAAAAACCAUUUUGUGUUUGUGUUUUGUUAGGAAUAUCGAUCAAACGUUGUUUCGCUCUGUUCCGUUUUCUCAUUAACCUUCUCAAACUUCCUACUUUU